Drosophila subpulchrella is the source of this 1699-nucleotide messenger RNA. RefSeq lists its product as uncharacterized. The coding region runs from base 234 to 1649 and encodes 471 amino acids. The transcript has 2 exons. The record is from RefSeq and is a predicted model, not a curated record. Lineage: Eukaryota; Metazoa; Arthropoda; Insecta; Diptera; Drosophilidae.
AAACUUGCCACCAACUUCCAGCAAGCCACUAUCACCUUUCAACACCCUACCAUUAGCUUCCACCAACUUGCCAUCAGCUUCUAGCAACGUACCAGCAGCUCCACCAUUUGGGUUAUCAACUUCUUGAAAACCUUCGUCGUGUGAUAGCGAUAUCAUAGAUUGGCAACCGGCGACUAUUCGUGGUCCUUCGAACUAAGUGGCAAAGAACUGGUGGUUUCCUCAGCAUUACAAGGAUGAAUCAGAAUGGCCUUUCUCAGCCCAUCAACCAUGAUGGGGAUACAUUGAGCAACAGCAGUGGCAUCAUGCAUAACUCCGUCAUGUCGUCGGUUCUGGACAUCACCAAGUCACCACGAUACAGCCCCACGGCGUGUGGAACAUCAUUGCGUAGGAAUGAAGACGAGGAACCCAGAGGAAGAAACUCCACAGCAAGAAACGAGCCCACAAGUCCCAAUAACCCGGUGAUGAGUUUGCGAGAUUACGACUCGGAUUCAACACAACCUUUCGUGCACGUGGGCCAGAUGUCACCGAUAGGAGACCCCAGCGCCGAAGAGUACAACAAGGAAACCACACUGACCUUAGCGCGACUGCCAAGGCUGACGGUCGAAGACGACAUCGCAUCUGGAUCCGUCUCGACUCACUGGUCGCUAACCUCCUGGCUGCGCACCCAAAACCAGCACUCCAACGCACCAGGACUCUUGGGCAGUUGUGUUGAGGAGGUCCAAGCGACCGAAAGGUCCGACUCGACAUCGUCCGACGAUUCCUCGGUUGGGGGCGAUGAUCGCUUUGGCAUGGGCGGAUAUCGACCACCCCAAGCCGACGCUGUCAGGGCAGCGAACGCUGCGUGGGACAUCUACCUAGACGACGAUGUCAUUCCCGACCUUGUUCUAGCGGCUCCUGAUUCCCAAGUAAUCCUCGACGAAACGCUCUCCUCGAUUGAUGAUACGGUCCAGUACGACCCGGUUUGCAGUCCCUUUCCUUGCUUUGUUGAGAUGGAUCAAGAUACCGGUAGGGCCGACUCGGCCGACGAUUCCUCGUUAGAUGGCGAUGGUCUCAGUGCACAGACCACGUCUUGGGAAAACUACAUGGAUACUUACUACCUGUUGCGCUCCCCGUCUGAGCGCUCUCAAAACGAUGCCGAAGACGACCUGGUCCUAGCGGCUCCUGAUUCCUUACCUCUCCCGAUGGAAGAUGAGAUGCAAGACACGGUGUGCAGUCCUCUGCAAACACCUGGUUCGGAGCCGUGGUCCCCAGUCUCGCCAUUUUGUCUGGCCCAAGGGUUGCGUACCUCCGCCCGAUUACUCCCACCGACCCCAGCGAGUACAAUCCCACCGGCAGCCUUAGACAUGCUUCACGGGAGACAGCCAAGGACAGUCACAUCCGAGGUCGAAGACUCGGAUCGGGGACUGCAAGUUCAUCGGGUAUCGCCUGGCGCAGAGGAGGCGCUAAGUGAAGACCACUGGGUCUUUGCCCCCCUAUCAUGGCGAGUGAACACGCACGACCGCCGCCUACCCCCGAGUCUAGUCCAGUUUGUUCUUCAGCAUGAACGCACACGAGUCCAUUUCAUACGGCACGCGGGUGGUCACCGCUUCCGGAUCACCAUCUCGGGGCAGCGAGCUGUCACCAUUUCCAUGUGCUACCCAAAAGAAUAAGGGGGGUGGGAGGAAGCAUAAAACUAGCCCCCACAUUUGUUUAUCACUUC